CUAAUAUGCAUGCACUAAGACCCUGGAUCAUUAUCAUCUCACUGUUGUCACCACAUCACCACCAAACCCACCUCACCAUAACAGAAUCGACAUCAUUGUCGUCGCUAAUAGGACUGCCUGAUCGGAGGUUGUCUAACCCUGGAUGUACAUCCGACGCUUGUUGGUGGGGUAGAGGCUUGAAAUGGAGUUAGGAGAUAUGGGAUGAACGAGGGGAGAUGUAUAAAGAGAACAGAAGGGUCCGUCUUGAAGCUUCCCUUCCACAUCGACCGACACAUCAUUCACUUUAAAAAAACAUCAAACAAACAUCAAACAAACAUCAAACAAACAUCAAAACAACACAUCCACAUACAACUUUCGAAAAUGCCUCGUCUUCCAACUCGCAAAUUGGGCAAGUACGGCCCCGAAGUUGUCGCUCAAGGCUUUGGAACCAUGGGUUUAAGUACCUUUUAGUGAGUUCCCCAGUUCCUAGUUCCAUAACGAAUAUUUCACACAUUACACCCUCAUCCCAAGUGAACUUACUGACUCUCCGCUAGCGGCAAAGUCGACUCCGAGGAAGAGCGUUUCAAGGUGCUCGACCAAGCCGUUGAGCUUGGGCAAACCAACUGGGACACAGCAGAUAUGUAUGGGGAUUCCGAAGACCUACUUGGCAAAUGGUUCAAACGAACUGGGAAACGUGAUCAGAUUUUCUUGGCAACGAAAUUUGCAAAUAAAAUAGAUGCAGCUGGAAACUUUUCAACUGAUUCCAGUCCGGGGUAUGUGAAAGAAGCGUGUGCGAAGAGUUUACAAAGAUUGGGGGUUAAAACCAUCGAUUUGUAUUAUUGUCAUCGGGUAGAUGGGAAGACACCUAUUGAGAAGACAGUGGAGGCCAUGGCUGAGUUGAAGAGGUGAGUUUGUGCAGGGUACCAUCGAGAUACGGCAUGUUGAAGCCAUGCUAAUAUAUGUGUCAACAGAGACGGAAAGGUCAAAUAUCUAGGACUCUCAGAAGUUAGCGCUAAGACGAUCCGACGUGCAGAGAAGGUCCAUCAUAUUGAUGCUGUCCAAAUUGAAUACUCUCCAUUUGCAUUGGAUAUUGAACAGAAUGAUGUUUUGAAGACUUGCCGCCAGCUGGGCAUCGCUAUCGUUGCUUAUUCACCCCUCGGCCGGUAUGUCCUCAACAAAUGUCCUCCCAUAUAAGUAUCAACUCCAUGCUGACCUAUCUGCAGUGGUUUUCUCACAGGUCAAUACAAAUCCCCAGCCGACUUCGAGCCCACCGACUUCCGUCGCAUCCUCCCUCGUUUCUCCGCAGAGAACUUCCCCAAGAAUCUUGUUCUGGUAAACGAUUUGGCGAAAAUCGCCUCUGCGAAAGGUGUCACAUCAGGACAAUUGACAUUAGCGUGGCUGGCUGCUCAGGGAGACGAUGUUAUCUCGAUCCCUGGAACAAAGAAGAUCAAGUACUUGGAUGAAAACGUGGGUGCAUUGCAUGUGCAGCUCAGUAGAGAAGAGGAGAGGGAAAUAAGAACAGCUAUUGAAAAGGUAGUGGUUAGUGGUACGAGAUACCCAGCGGGCAUGAGUGACUCUUGUUUUGCCGAUACUCCCGAGUUGUGAUGCUCUGAUAAUUAUACCUCUUAAGGGAUCUUCAGCUAGUUCAAAGAAGUCGUAAAUUAUCCUAUGUUUCACCAUCCAUAUUUGAGUUCUAUGUGACUUCGGGCCCGUGAGGUUAGCUAUGUUCCAAUGGAUCACAUGAACUGGGCGUAUAGAACAUGGAAAAAGUGUGACAAACCCUCUUCAAGAGAGUGGCGAUGAUGUUUACCAUUGAGGCUGGCUUUUCAAUCCCUCAUUGAUGAAUAAAUCCUCAAAAGCAGCAUCCCAAAAUUGAUGUGACCAUGAAUUCUGCAAACUAACUCAUGUAUUGACAUGUGCGCUCUUCCUAGGGAAUGUAGUCUGGGCCGUCGUGGCCAUUAACACGUUCCUUUCAAAGUUGCCUGGUUGUCAUGCACGUGGCAGGAUUUGUGUGGAGGUGCUGUGGGCACUUGGCGGCUACUGCAUUAGUCGCAUAUCUCAAUGC
Messenger RNA from Sclerotinia trifoliorum, 2044 nucleotides. Lineage: Eukaryota; Fungi; Ascomycota; Leotiomycetes; Helotiales; Sclerotiniaceae. The record is from the annotation of a GenBank genome assembly.